AUGUCUGCUGCCAGCGCUCGAGGGCACUAUGCCAACCCACCUCUGGAGGAUGAGGACGAUCUGAUUGACCCUGAUGAUGCUGACCUGAACGACUUCGACGAUCCCCUUGCGACCAACAACUCCCGCCAGCCCUUGACAGGCAACAUCGGUUCCAGCUCAUCAUCGCGACCGCUUAACGAAGGCUACCUGACCUCGCGAAUCCCAGGAGAAGAUCGACAAGCCCCUCAAAACACAAUUGAUGAGACAGUAUGGGAUACGCUGCGUCGCGACCUGCUCGCCGUCUGGGCCAAGCUCAGGGAGGUGCUGUACCCGCGCUACCUCCUGGGCGGCACCAUGUUUGAUAACGAGGGAGGACUGCGCGGUGCUUAUUCAAGCAUUCGUGGUGCUGGUCUCUCCGGAACCAGAGAAGAACUCACCGGGUUGGCAAGCCGCAUGGUUGAUGCUGAAGCUCUGCUGCAAAGCAACAUGACACCCGGCCUUCGCGACUGGGAUCUCUGGGGUCCUCUGAUCUUCUGCCUGCUUCUUAGUGUUCUUCUGAGCUUCACUGCCCGAGCCGAGCAGCGCGAUGCCGUGUUUAGCGGUGUCUUUGCCAUGAUCUGGCUCGGUGAAGCGGUGGUUACUUUGCAGAUCAAGCUGUUGGGUGGUAACAUCUCCUUCGCUCAGAGCGUUUGCAUUAUCGGAUACACUCUUUUCCCUCUAGUUCUGGCCGCCAUGAUGUCUGCUUUGGGUCUCCACUGGAUUGCCCGUGUUCCUAUCUACAUCGUCCUCAUCAGUUGGUCUCUAGCUGCUGGUGUUAGCAUUCUCGGCGGCAGUGGCGUGGUCAAGAACAGAGUGGCUAUUGCAGUGUAUCCUCUGCUCGUUUUCUACCUCGGCUUGGGAUGCCUCUGCUUUAUCAGCUAA
Fusarium sp. VM40 is the source of this 900-nucleotide messenger RNA. NCBI's taxonomy places the organism in Eukaryota, Fungi, Ascomycota, Sordariomycetes, Hypocreales, Nectriaceae. The record is from the annotation of a GenBank genome assembly.